Notolabrus celidotus (New Zealand spotty) is the source of this 4636-nucleotide messenger RNA. RefSeq names its product integrin, beta-like 1 (gene itgbl1). The record is from RefSeq and is a predicted model, not a curated record. Gene Ontology annotation, cellular component: cell surface; focal adhesion; integrin complex. Bases 195 to 1655 code for a protein of 486 amino acids. The transcript is spliced from 11 exons. Gene Ontology annotation, biological process: cell adhesion mediated by integrin; integrin-mediated signaling pathway; cell migration. Gene Ontology annotation, molecular function: integrin binding. NCBI's taxonomy places the organism in Eukaryota, Metazoa, Chordata, Actinopteri, Labriformes, Labridae.
GGACUAAUCAAAGGCACUUGUAUGGAGAGGACUAUUGGCCUCUGAAGGGAUCGAGCCAGUUCAGGGCCAGCCUGCUGCUCCUUCUCUCCUUCUCUCCCUCUCUCACUCUCUCUUCCUGUCCUGUCUGUUUAAGGAGAGAAAGUUUGGGAAAUUCCUUCAAGCUACUUUACUUCAGGUUUCUGUGGGAUUUAAACAUGCACACUGAGGUUUUGGUACAGUCCAUGUUAGUACCGUUGUUUCUCAUUCUGCUCUCUACGGUGGAGGACACUUUGUUACAGUCGGUGAGCCAGGUGGGUGGUGUAUGCAAGCUGUCCACGGAGUCGUCCCUGCGCCGCUGCCGGACUAGUGAUGGCAAGGUCUGCAGUGGGCGGGGAAAGUGCGACUGUGGCGUCUGCAUCUGUGAGGCAAGAGAGCCCGGGAAGUUUUACGGACCACGCUGCGAGUGCCAUGACUGGGUGUGUUCCACAUUUAGUGGAAAAACUUGCAAUGACCGCGGCUACUGUGACUGUGGGAUGUGUGAGUGCGACGACGGCUGGUCUGGAGAUGCCUGCCAGUUCCAGGAGGAGUGUAACCUACCCAACAAGAAGAGCAAAGAGCUCUGCAAGAACCCUCAGGGGGUGGUGUGCUCCAACAGAGGAACCUGUCAGUGUGGCAGCUGUCUGUGCAACAACGAGGACAACAGGGGUCUGGUGACGGGACGAUUCUGUGAGUGUGACGACAGCGAGUGCCUGGACGAGGACACAGGAGAGGUGUGUGGAGGCCAUGGCCAGUGUUACUGUGGAAACUGUUACUGCGCUGCUGGUUGGCAUGGAGACAAAUGUGAAUUCCAGUGUGACAUCAGCCCAUGGGAAAGCAAGCGGAGAUGCACAUCUCCAGAUGGCAAAAUCUGCAGCAACAGAGGGACUUGUGUGUGUGGGGAGUGUAACUGCCACGACGUAGAUCCCUCCGGUGACUGGGGAGAUAUCCACGGAGACACAUGCGAGUGUGAUGAGAGGAAUUGUCACGCAACCUACGACCGAUACACGGACGACUUCUGCUCAGGUCAGGGCCAGUGUAAUUGUGGCAGGUGUGAUUGCAAGGACGGAUGGGCCGGGAAGAAGUGCGAGCAUCCUCUGUCUUGCUCGCUGUCUCUGGAGAGCAGUCUGAAGAAGUGUCGCGGAACGUCCAAUUUGCCCUGCUUCGGACGAGGUCAGUGUCGCUGUGGACUGUGUACCUGCCACCCACCGGGGGACAGUCGGGUUUACGGCAAAAACUGUGAGUGUGACGACCGUCAGUGUGAGGACAUCGGUGGAGAAGUCUGUGGAGGUCACGGUUUCUGUUCGUGCGGACGCUGCAUCUGCCAGGAGGGCUGGUUCGGGAAGCUGUGCCAGUUCUCAAGGGCCUGUGACAUGAGCGACGACCAAAGCAAGGAGCUGUGUGAGACGUCUGACGGAGUCGUGUGCAGCGGGAAAGGUUCCUGUCACUGUGGCCAAUGCAUUUGCUCCCCCCAAGAAUCGUGGGUGUCUGGCGAGUACUGCGAGUGUGACGACCGAGAGUGUGACAAACAUGACGGCCUCAUCUGCACAGGGAACGGGCUGUGCAACUGUGGCAGCUGUGAGUGCUGGGACGGCUGGACAGGGAACGCCUGCGAGAUCUGGGUGGGAGCGGAUUAUUGAGGAGAGGAGGACACUGAGUUUAGAGACAAGAGGACUGGCUGCCAGGAGCGACCAGAUCACCGCUGAUGGUCACCACCAGGCCGGUCGUGACUUAACAUGGAGGAGAUUCUGCAUACCAUUAACAGCAUUCAUUCUUUUAUUGUACUGGUUACAAAUUUUCCUUUUCAAACUGUAAAACUGGGUGUUGUAGGUGUAAAACAGACAAAAAUAUUACCAUGUACACAAAAAAGCUUAAUGUGUUAUUGUUAUAAUAUAUAGAAAUGCUUAAAUAUUGAAGAUGACUACACUUAAAGAGAUGCAGGAACAAUAACAACAAAGAAAUAUCUUUGAAAUAUAUUGGAUACUUAUUAACUGUACAUAAGAAGUGGACAUAGCCCCUGGUCACAAAAGUGAAACCAAUGCCAACGUGCCUUAAAUCUAUAUACUCUUCUAAUCACCAGCAGGGGGCGACCAUGCCGAUUGUAUAGAACCAGAUGGGGAAAUGAGACUACUUCUCGCUUGAUUUUUUAGCUUUGUAAUCAUUUUUUCAAGUUUAUGGCCUUAAAAAUUAAAUUUCAAGUCUUCUUUAAAACAAUGUGAAGCAAAACUUUGGUGCCAUUAUGAGAAAAGUUGUCAAAAAAUUAGCCACAGAUACAUUUUUAUGCUACAUUUUUAUAUCUCACAGGAGGUGUUUCCUAUGAUGCAGCAUGCCUGCAUUUGUAGAGUAGCUUAUUCACCACCCAUCACAGUAGCUGGCAGUAAUAGCCUUGAAUGCUGGCUGUCACUUUUGAUUAAACGCCAAAUUUAGUGAUUUGGAUUUGGAUUGUCAUUUCAGAGGUGUUGCUAGGACCUGAAGCUAGAUCAGUUGAGAACCACUGCUUUAAGAAGCGGCUAUCUGUAACUGUUUAGUGGCUCUAAGGGCAGCCUGUAAACCAGGAAAGCCAAAUAUGGCCAUUUCUAUAUAUAUACUUUUUUUUUUUUAAGUGAACAUUAAGCUUCAAAAGAAGGGGACAAGGUGGCUACGUCCACUUCUACAGUCUAAAGAGAUUGCAGGUGGACAAUACAAGUCUGUUUUUUAAUGUGUACAGAGCAUUGACUGUAUAGAAACAUGGACGUCACAACAGCUCCUCCAAAGUGAAGCCAAAACUGUUAUAGCUUCCCCUGGUGACUGGUUGCAGUGUAAGCCUUUAAUUCAGCCUCCCCAUGUUAACAGAUGGAACAUGAUUCAAACUACAUGUCAAAUUAUUUUUCUAAAUAUAGUUAAUAGUUCAGUAGCUAUGAUGCUGACUCAUGUCCCACUAUUUGUUUUUCUGAGAAGUUUAAUUUUAAUCUGUUAUUUGACAUUAAAAAGAGGGGAUGUAGUGUCAUGAUUGACAGCUCACUUGACAAAUGCAGCUUCUGCAGCAGUCUUUAUCAACACAACAAUCUGUUCUGAUGAGAACUGUACUGACCUGGCUGAUCUUUGAUGUUUAAGCUGUUAGCUAAAUGUGUGUGUUGGUUAGCAGAAGGGCUGUGAUGUCAGUUUCACAGCUUCAUCUGUCAGAUUGCUUCUGUUCAUGCCUUUGCUUCAGCAUACAUCACCAUGGGGGACAACAAAUCAAAGUGCUAUUUUGGCUUCACUUUUUUACAACUGGACAUGGAGGCAUGUUGUCUAUCUUUAUAUGCAGUCACUGAUACUGAGUGAUGUGUUGUUGAAAAGCUGUAAAGAAGGUUAACAUGAAAGCUGGAGGCAGAUGUUACUGUUUGAGGUUUUUAUUUCUUUUUAAUAAUAAAACAUUAAAUGUGCCGCAUGACACAACAUUUUGCAUGGAAAACAAUGCGAAGACCUUAAUCAUACAUGGUUACAAAUUUGUUAUAACAUGACAUAACUCCAAUGGGCAUACUUGCAAUGGUAUAUAUAUUUUAUUUUGAAAAUAAAUCAUUUUUAAUAGUGCCUAUUCUCAAACAGGGGGGAAAACCAAACCAAACAAUCUGCCAUGGUACCCCACGCAGUACUGCAGCUACAGUACAAGACAGACGGAUCUCACUCAAACUCAUACUAGUGAUAAGGUUAAACUCUAAGUGGAGGAAACAAAGAGAGGGCAUACAUAGUUCAGUUGUGGCAUGCUGGAUGUCCAUGUCACUUCAAAAGGUGGCAUCAGGGGAUGAGAGCUGCAUUGACAUAAGAGCUCUGUCACCACUUGAAAAAGAGGACCGAUAAGAAGUCACAAAGAAAAUUUAAUGUAAAUUCUACUUUGGCCUUUUUCAUGCUUAAACUAGCCAACCCCUCUGUUUUCUUCGUCCCAUCAGAAAUGAAAGGUGCAAUAAUAUACUGCACACUAUAUUGCAUUAAGUAUGUUACUGACAUUACAGUACAGUACACCCUUUAUAUAAAUAUUUUAAUCAAUAUGUUGUAUAGGUGUUAUACAACAAACACAAACUGUAUAGUGUAGACAAACUCGUUGCAUAUAUGUAUGUAAAAUUAGCGGUACAUACCAACAGUUCUUGAUAGACAUAGCCUACUACAUGCAGUUCAUCGAUGCCAUCCUCUCCCCAUGCAACAGAUGGGACAACGUACAAAAUAAGACGUUAAAAAAAAAAAAACAGAAGGAACUCAAGAGUGCUAGAAUAUUCUGAAGAGAGGGACAAAGAAACGCAAAAGUGAUCCAGAUCAGGAGACGACAUCACACUCGACUGAAAAAUACCAAAAGAAAUGAAGACAAACAGAGAAAGAAAGAACAAAAGAACAGAUGUACAUUUACACACCAGUCAUUUACAAAAAUAAAGUCAGCCUUGUUGGGCUGGAGCAGCAGCCAGCCCAGCAUGUAGAGUUUGUCAGAGUGGAGGGUGAUUGGCUGUCAUCGGGGCAGAGACUCCGCCCCUGAAUGCAGCAGCUUUAAGUGCGCCAUUUCUGUUUCAGCACUAACAGCUUUGUACAGACAAAUAUUGAUCUGAUGUGUUUUGAUGUCCUGUAAGAAGAGAUGGUCAUGUGUAAUCCCAAUAAAUUAUAUUUACCAAAUCAA